UGGUAACAUGGGUGCCUAGAUACCUACCUAGUUCAAAAUUACCUAGGUACCUGGGAAUAGAGUGUUCCAUAGGUCGAAAUCAUCCGACUCCCCCUCAUCACUUCAUCACAUACCUAGGUUAGUAUGUACGUCGAAUAUAUGUUCGCUACCUAACCAAAUCCCAAAUACCGAGCCCAGAGCCUGAUCAGUCAAGAUGAAUAAAAGGGCAACUAUUCAAGUCGAAUAGGAAACUAAGCAUCAAAUACCUAUAUAAAAUCAAGACUCGCUUUACUAUACCUACUUAUUUAUCAACAACCUAAAAAAUAUUGUAUAUUUGUCUAUAGAUACCUAGGUACGCGGUAACGAUGGGUGGUGCGUCCACAAAGUUAGCUGCUUGCCAUGUCUCGCCAGUCUUCUUACGGGCACAGGACACGACGGAAAAAGCAAUCUCAUUCAUAAAAGAAGCUGCAAAGAACAACGCCAAACUCGUGGUCUUUCCCGAAUCAUUCAUCCCCGCUUUCCCUAUCUGGAGCGCCUUGAAGGCUCCGACCGAGAAAGAGCACCAUUUCUUCUUCCACAAUAUGGUGAGCGAAUCUGUCUAUAUCGACGGCGAAGAAAUCAAUGCGAUCCGUGCAAUAGCCAAGAAGCUCAACGUCAUCGUGAGCAUUGGGGUUUCCGAGAAAGUUCGCUAUAGUAACGCCACGCUCUUCAACUCGAACAUCCUCAUUGGCGACGACGGCGAAAUACUGGUCCAUCAUCGCAAGCUAAUGCCCACCUUCUACGAGAAGCUUACCUGGGCUCCCGGGGAUGGGCACGGGCUUCAGGUGGUCGAAACCCGCGUCGGAAAAAUCGGGGUCCUGAUCUGCGGCGAGAACACCAAUCCGCUGGCCCGGUAUUCCCUGGCAGCCCAGGGGGAGCAAAUCCAUAUCUCGACGUGGCCGGCAAUAUGGCCGACGCGAUUGACAAAAGUCCAGGAUGACUCAAAAGUCCAGGAUAAGUCGCCCGUCAAGGAGCCACCGGAUCGUUCUAACUUUCUUGACAACAUUUUCGGAUCAAACUACGACAAUGUUGCGGCUAACCGGACGCGCGCCGCGGCUCACUGCUUCGAAGCUAAGUGCUUCGGCAUCAUGUGCGCCGGACACCUAAGUGCCGAUGUUAUGGAGUGGUUGGCAGAAUUAAGAACGCCUGAAAUCAACUCUGAAACUCUGAAACUUUGGCCGAGGGGUGCGACGAUGUUUCUGGACACGACGGGGGCUUUGCUUCCCGGCUUUACGAUCAACCGCGAGACUUCGGCUAAGAAGAAAUGUGAUUUUCUGCAGGAGGAGGAGGGCAUAUUGUAUGCGGAGAUUGACUUGAGCGACUGUGUGGAAGGGAAACAGUAUCACGAUAUCGCCGGCGGCUAUCAGAGGUUCGAUGUGUUUGAGCUGAAGGUCGAUCGCAGACGAAGGGAGCCGGCGUCCUUUACAGAUGAGUAGGUCAGAGUACCUGGUCGAAGUAGUUUAAACGGACAAAGUCUUGAUUUUAUGGUUUUAUAUGGUAUCAAGUUAGGAAUUUUGAAGGCCUAUAAGCUUCAGUAGCCACAGCAUGAGGAAGUACAGUAUAAUUCAACUAAAUAAAACAACGUUCCGCAGCCUCUAGUUCAGCAAAUACGUAACUACUCA
This is a messenger RNA of Hypoxylon fragiforme, 1640 nucleotides long. Its product is annotated as carbon-nitrogen hydrolase. The coding region runs from base 345 to 1454 and encodes 369 amino acids. The record is from RefSeq and is a predicted model, not a curated record. Gene Ontology annotation, molecular function: catalytic activity. Lineage: Eukaryota; Fungi; Ascomycota; Sordariomycetes; Xylariales; Hypoxylaceae. The transcript is spliced from 3 exons.